Messenger RNA from Lachancea meyersii CBS 8951, 207 nucleotides. Lineage: Eukaryota; Fungi; Ascomycota; Saccharomycetes; Saccharomycetales; Saccharomycetaceae. The record is from the annotation of a GenBank genome assembly.
AUGAAUGACACCAAGGCCCGUCAGUAUGCCCAUCUUGCCCAACAAUUGAAGACCUUACAGGCCAAUUUGUCGCAAACCAGUAAACACAUGGAAACGAUGUCGAACCAGUGCAACGAACACUUGGUGGGCCAGCUGGGAAAAGUCCACGCGUCGUGGUUUAUAGGCGGAAACCGAUGCUUCGAGGAAGAAAUGCUGGGAAAACGCUAG